UCGGCAGCCGGAAGAUGCAGCAGUCUGAGGUGAGCGGGUCUCCCAGUGUCCUCCUGGUGGAGGCGUUCUACGGCGGCUCCCAUAAACAGCUGAUUGACCUGCUGAAGGACAACAUCGAUGGAUGCGCCGUCUGCACGCUGCCCGCCAAGAAAUGGCACUGGAGGGCCCGAACGGCAGCGCUCUCCCUUAGCCAGACCAUCCCCACCUGCCCCUCAUACAGGGUUCUGUUCAGCAGUUCGGUUCUGAACCUGUGUGAGCUGGUGGCCCUCAGACCAGAUCUGGCCCGUCUGAAGAAGGUUCUGUACUUCCAUGAGAACCAGCUGGUUUAUCCAGUCCGCAAAGACCAGGAGAGGGACUUCCAGUAUGGAUACAACCAGGUGUUGUCAUGUCUGGUUGCAGAUGUGGUGGUCUUUAACUCCCGGUUCAACAUGGACUCCUUUCUGUCGUCCAUCCACACCUUCAUGAAGAAGAUGCCAGACCACAGACCUAGAGACCUGGACCAGCAGAUCCGUCCCAAGUGUGUUGUCCUGAACUAUCCAAUCCAGUUCCCGGACGUCAGCAGGCUGCUGCCCAAGCACAAGCUGCUCCGUCUACCUGCUGAGACGUCUCAUGUUGGGGACAUCAUCAUUCCACCUGAUGAGCAGCAGCGGUCGUCACGGUCCGGGGGUCCACAUCAGUCCACAUCUGAGUCCACAGUCCAGAAACCUGUUUGUGAAGGGGACACAUGUGAGUCCAGAAUCCACAGACUUGUUGGUGAGGGGGACUCCGUAGACCAGAUGAAGCCUCUGCACAUCGUGUGGCCUCACAGGUGGGAACAUGAUAAGAACCCUGAGAUGUUCUUCAAAGUUCUACUGAAACUGAAGGAACGGCGACUAGACUUCCAAGUUUCCGUGAUCGGAGAGACCUUCACCGACGUUCCCGAGAUCUUCGCCUCCAGCCAGCGUCUCCUGGACCGCCACGUCCUGAACUGGGGCUUCCAAUCCGGCAGAGACCAGUACCUGCAGGUUCUGUGUGACGCCGACGUCGUCGUCUCCACCGCCGCACACGAGUUCUUCGGCGUCGCCAUGUUGGAAGCGGUCCACUGUGGAUGUUUCCCUCUCUGUCCCAAGGAGCUGGUUUAUCCAGAGAUAUUCCCAGAACAGUACCUGUACUCCACACCUGAGCAGCUCUGCAGACGUCUGCAGGAACUCUGCCAGAGACCAGACGUAGCCCGCCGACACAUCGUCAUGGUCAACACCUCUUUGUUUUCCUGGUCCUCCCUGAAGCCACGUUUCAAGACUUUACUGGCAGGAGAACAUCCCUGAACGCAGCACAGGCUGACUCCUCAGAGCUCAGACC
This is a messenger RNA of Melanotaenia boesemani (Boeseman's rainbowfish), 1338 nucleotides long. It is a transcript of the gene qtman, whose product is annotated as glycosyltransferase-like domain containing 1. Gene Ontology annotation, molecular function: glycosyltransferase activity. NCBI's taxonomy places the organism in Eukaryota, Metazoa, Chordata, Actinopteri, Atheriniformes, Melanotaeniidae. The record is from RefSeq and is a predicted model, not a curated record. The coding region runs from base 15 to 1304 and encodes 429 amino acids. The transcript has 11 exons.